UCUCAUCUUCCCCCGAUUUGGUCAUUCACGAGACUUGACGUCACUUAUGAAUGAUCCAGUCUCCUCCGUGACGACCGCCACCGCCGCAACUUAGCCGCUCCGGCUUUUAAUCGCGGUUCACGACCACCGUAUCAGCUUCAAACAUCGGAAUCUCAGUUUCUCUCCUCUCCGAUACUUACUAAAAUUAGAUUCAUCACUUCACAUCGGAAAAUGAUGGGCUCGGAGAACGACGAAGACGCCAAUCUCCACGCCUCCUCAAGGGAGGAGAUGGAGAAUCUCUUCCUCCGCGACGAUCCCUUGUCGAGAAGCGACGUCAACGGCGAUCACCACCACCACCACCUCUCUCCGCCGCCGAUUAUCGUCACUCCGGCGGAUUCCGAUCCACUCUCGGCACCGCCUCCGAACGGAAGCAGCUCCUCUUACAUCGAGCCUCCGUCUUACGCGGAUGUUAUCUUCAGCCCUUUCGAUGAUAACGCCUCAGAUGAAUGCAGCAGCCAGUCCCCAAGAUCUCCGUCCUAUUCGACAAGCUCCUCCGAUUACAUCAAGAUCACUGUCUCCAGCCCCCAGAAGGAGCAGGAGACAGCAAGCUCCGUGCUUUCCGGAGGAAGCACUUACAUUACCUACCUGAUCACGACGAGAACGAAUCUCACUGAGUACAAAGGUUCGGACUUUGCCGUGAGGAGGAGGUUUAGAGAUGUUGUUGCGUUGGGGGAUAGGUUGGCUGAGUCUUAUAGAGGGUUCUGUAUUCCACCGAGGCCGGAUAAGAGCGUUGUGGAGAGCCAAGUGAUGCAGAGGCAUGAGUUUGUGGAGCAGCGGAGAGUUGCGUUGGAGAAGUACUUGCGCAGGCUUGCUUUGCAUCCUGUGAUUAGGAUUAGCGAUGAGUUUAAGGUGUUUCUUGGAGUGGAAGGGAAGUUGCCGUUACAGAUGGGAACUGAUGUGGCGUCUAGGGUGUUGGAUGGUGUUGUGAAGCUGCCAAGUGAAGAUCAGCCAGUUAGAGGGGGUAGAGAUCUGUUUAGAUUGUUCAAAGAGCUUAGACAGUCAGUUUCUAAUGACUGGGGUGGAGUAAAACCAGCUGUUGUGGAAGAAGAUAAAGAGUUUCUGGAGAAGAAGGAGAAGAUGCAUGAUCUUGAGAGAGAGAUCAUUAAUGCCUCGCAGCAGGCUGAAACACUUGUCAAGGCACAGCAAGAUAUAGGGGAGACGUUGGGGGAAUUGGGAUUGGCGUUCAUUAAGCUGACAAAGUUCGAGAACGAAGAAGCUGUCUUCAAUUCUCAACGAGCUCGUGCCAAUGAUAUGAAGAAUUUAGCCACUGCAGCUGUGAAAGCUAGUAGAUUUUACAGAGAGCUGAACUCACAAACGGUCAAGCAUUUGGACACACUCCACGAUUACCUAGGAGUAAUGAUGGCGGUCCAGGGCGCAUUUGCAGAUAGAUCAAGUGCUUUACUGACAGUGCAGACGCUUCUAUCUGACGUUUCAUCACUCGAAGGAAGAGCAGAGAAGCUAGAAGCUGCGUCUUCAAAGGUGUUUGGCGGGGACAAAUCAAGGAUUAAGAAGAUAGAAGAGUUAAAAGAAACAAUCAAGGCCACUGAAGACGCCAAAAACGUAGCCAUCAGGGAGUAUGAGCGGAUCAAGGAAAAUAACAGGAGCGAGGUUGAAAGGCUGGACAGAGAAAGGCGUGCAGACUUCUUGAAUAUGAUGAAGGGUUUUGUUGUUAACCAGGUAGGAUAUGCAGAGAAGAUGGCCAAUGUGUGGGCAAAGGCUGCAGAGGAGACUAGUCAAUACAAUAGAGUAUGAAGAUGGCCAAUGCUUCAUAGUGUCGGCUUGUGCUUUCGUUCUUUUUAAAUUAAAAAAAAAAAACUAUGAUUGCCUUUGUGUGUGUAUUACAUCAUUUGCCACAAAACAUCAUCAGCCAUCUUUCACUUUC
This is a messenger RNA of Raphanus sativus (radish), 1921 nucleotides long. Its product is annotated as sorting nexin 2B. Gene Ontology annotation, molecular function: phosphatidylinositol binding. NCBI's taxonomy places the organism in Eukaryota, Viridiplantae, Streptophyta, Magnoliopsida, Brassicales, Brassicaceae. The transcript is spliced from 5 exons. The coding region runs from base 211 to 1791 and encodes 526 amino acids. The record is from RefSeq and is a predicted model, not a curated record.